UUGGCGCCUGAUUGGAGCGCGCAAACUCAAACGCUGCUUGAGCUAGAUGUCAGGAAAGACAAUUACAAGUAGUCGAAAGCAACAAGUGAAAUUGCUCAGUUAUUGAAAGUUAUAAUUGUUCUUCAGAUGUAUGGAAACGUUUUUGUAAGCGACCGUUGGCGUAUCGUUCAACAUCUAAAGCCAGGAAGAACGCUAGCUAACUACCCUGGUUAAAACGUUAGCAAUUUAGUUCGUAAAUUGCCAUCCAUUACUAAGCAGCUGGCAAACCAGCUCGUAUACAAUGCCUUGUGCUACACAGCUGUUUUUAGCACUGGCUACCUACUUAUACUGAAAGUGAAUAUAUUAGGGAUUUAGUACGCUCGCUUUCAGUAACUAGUAAAGUUGCCCUGCUGUAUCCAGGGAGUUGUUUGGCCAUCACCCGACGAUGACUUCUGUUUUGAAUGACCCGACUCUGGAGAGGCAUUUCAAGGGCCACAGGGACACAAUAACCAGCGUUGACUUCAACUGCAAUAUGAAACAAAUCGCGACCGGUUCCAUGGACUCCUGUCUGAUGAUCUGGAACAUGAAGCCCCAGAUGAGAUCUUACCGCUUCGCGGGACACAAGGAUGCCGUGACGUCAGUCCAGUUUUCUCCCUCCGGACACCUGGUGGCUUCAGCGUCCCGGGACAAAACUGUCCGUCUUUGGGUACCCAGUGUUAAGGGGGAGUCUUCGGUGUUCCGAGCCCACACCGGAACGGUCCGGAGCGUCUGCUUCUCCGCGGACGGUCAGAACCUGGUCACCUCCUCCGACGACAAGACCGUCAAAGUCUGGACCGUCCACAGACAGAAGUUUCUGUUCUCACUCCACCAGCACAUCAACUGGGUCCGCUGUGCCAAGUUUUCCCCGGACGGCAGGUUAAUCGUGUCGGCCAGUGAUGACAAGACCAUUAAGAUAUGGGACAAGACCAGCGGAGAGUGCGUCCACUCCUUCUAUGAGCAUGGAGGGCAUGUGAACUAUGCAGACUUCCACCCCAGUGGGACGUGUAUAGCUGCGGCCAGCACCGACAACACUGUCAAGGUCUGGGACAUCCGGACGAAUAAGUUACUGCAACACUACCAAGUGCACAGUGGCGUGGUAAACAGUCUGUCCUUCCAUCCGGCCGGCAGCUUCCUCCUGACGGCCUCCAACGACUCCACGCUGAAGGUCCUGGACCUGGUGGAGGGACGCCUGCUCUACACUCUGCACGGACACCAGGGCCCGGCCACCUGCGUUGCAUUUUCUAGGACUGGAGAAUACUUUGCCUCUGGAGGAGCUGAUGAACAGUUGAUGGUGUGGAAGACGAACUUUGACACAGCUGACUACGGAGAGGUGUUACGAUUACGACAUACUGCUCCAUGCGUGGACCGAGGAGGUGUAGGAAGCACAGCUUUCCCUGAAGACUCUGGGAGCUCCCUGCUCCACAGCCAGAUGUCCUCUGCGUCUGAGCUUGGUAACGGCCGGGGCUCUUGUGAUGAGGUGAGGAGCAGGAGUGGCAGCUGUGCCCAGGUCCUGUCAUCCAGACCCUCCAAGUCGCAGACCUCCAGGUCCCCCGGGACAAGGCCCUCCUCGGCCCAGCCGGAGCCCCAGGGAGCAGGCAUGGUCCCUGCUGUUCUGGCCAGCACCUUGGAGCACAUUGUAGCUCAACUGGAUGUUCUUACUCAGACUGUGGCCAUUCUAGAACAGAGGUUGACUCUGACGGAAGACAAGUUAAAGGAGUGCAUUGACAACCAGCACCAGAUCAGCUCACAGCUCCAGACCAGAAGCUAACGACCCAACCCCCAGACGACAAGAUAUCAACCAGGCCUCCUGACCAGAAGCUAACAACCAGACUAGAGACUGACUCUAGAAACUAGUACCAACUCUCCUAGCUAAGAGCUCAAACCAACCAACCAAAGUUUUUCCUAUACUUCAAUCCCAAUAAAAAGACCUGAGUGAAUGCUGUCUCCUAUCAAACACAAAGGGCUUCUGUUGAGUCCUCUCUGUCCCCGAAUGGGCCCUAGUCCUAAAACCCAUCCAUGUUCUGUUUUGUCUAAGGGAGGGCAUCCAUGUUCUGUUUUGUCUAAGGGAGGGCAUCCAUGUUCUGUUUUGUCUAAGGGAGGGCAUCCAUGUUCUGUUUUGUCUAAGGGAGGGCAUCCAUGUUCUGUUUUGUCUAAGGGAGGGCAUCCAUGUUCUGUUUUGGGCUGGAGAUGGAGUGUAUGUGUGUUUUUUUAUGUGUGAUUUAAAGUGUGUAUGAAGGUUUUGCAUGGAUGAGCAAACUGACGUUUAGACAGUAGAAUAGAAUAGUGCUGAGAGCAUCAGAGCCGUGUUUAGUGCUGAGUCAGAGGUUCUAGUAGGUGCCUUGAAAGAGAAGAUGACCAAGAGGGAGAGCUUUGCAACUUGUGCCCCCAAAUUAUUUUGAAAUGAUCUGAGUUGUUGCUGUACCUUAAACUGGUACACGCAAGUCGCACUGGUUUGGAUGUUGGAUAAGGGAUUUCUGGUUUAAAUGGUGUUUGUUGUUUUGAUAAGGGAUUUCUGGUUUAAAUGGUGUUUGUGGUUUUGAUUAGGGAUACGUGGUUUAGAUGGGGUUUGUGGUUUUGAAUGUAGAUUUUUGUCUUUGUGCUCAUAAAGGAUGUGAGUUUUCCAAAUUAUAUUAAUUAGUAUGUGAAUUAAGCUGCUAUUAUAAUGUGUAGGUUUUUGGUCAUUUAUUUAAGGAAGUGCUAUGACCAUAUCUUCUCUAACAUGGUUGUAGCACUACUUUAAGUGUCAAAAAUUUGUAUUUUGCAAUAAACCUUUGUGCUUUUUGUUAUGAAUUGUUAAUCCAACCCUGAAACUGCAAUACAAGUGUCAUUUUAGUUCAUUAUACCCCUGGUGAAUGAAAUACUCAGGUCUUUGUAAAGACGGAACCUCUUCAUGUCAGAGGUGUAAAGUGCUGUUUUCUUGAGGAGGGGAAUGUCUAUCCAGCUUGGAGUCAAACGGGACAUAAGCAGUGGUUUGGGAUGAGUGGAUGAGGGACAGCAGGAAUGGGAAAAGAUCUCCAGAGAUCUGAAGAAGACAGGCGGGAAUUGGGUGUUGAGAGGGCAGGUGGUUGACCGGAGUUGUUGCAGGAUUUCAUCUGGAGAGAACGGGGAACAAGAGGUCACAUGUGUGGACGGGCUUACUGUGUGGGACUCAUCUAGUGCAGCGAGCCUGGGAGGUUUGGUGAGAUAGAAGUUAGAGAAGGACUGAGAGAGAAAGACCAAGGGAAAUGCUACAAUGUAGUGUGUCUGUGUGGGGUUUGUGGGGGUAGAUGUUGGGAGAAAGAGAGAAAGACAGAGUGAAAGACGCUGCAGUUUAGUGUGUCUGUGGGGUUUGUGGGGGUGGAUGAUUUCUAUGAACGGAGACUGUUCUGCUGUGUGAUUGUUCCCCAGGAGUAAUCCAGACCAGAGCCCGUUCUGCUGUGUGAUUGUUCCCCAGGAGUAAUCCAGACCAGAGCCCGUUCUGCUGUGUGAUUGUUCCCCAGGAGUAAUCCAGACCAGAGCCCGUUCUGCUGUGUGAUUGUUCCCCGGGGCUAAUCCAGACCAGAGCCCGUUCUGCUGUGUGAUUGUUCCCAGGGGGUAAUCCAGACCAGAGCCUGAUCUGUGUGAUUGUUCCCCGGGGGUAAUCCAGACCAGAGCCUGAUCUGUGUGAUUGUUCCCAGGGGGUAAUCCAG
Messenger RNA from Esox lucius (northern pike), 3686 nucleotides. RefSeq names its product POC1 centriolar protein A (gene poc1a). The record is from RefSeq and is a predicted model, not a curated record. Gene Ontology annotation, molecular function: protein binding. Gene Ontology annotation, biological process: cilium assembly. Lineage: Eukaryota; Metazoa; Chordata; Actinopteri; Esociformes; Esocidae. Bases 425 to 1786 code for a protein of 453 amino acids. The transcript has 11 exons. Gene Ontology annotation, cellular component: ciliary basal body; centriole.